CCGGUUGGCUCGUGCGGCAGAGGAACAGAGUGGGCGUUGAAUCCGUCGUCUUCUCGCAGUUCAUACAUGACUCUACGUUUAACUCUAUAGUUUUUGAUUUUUUACUGUCAUAAGUGGACCUACGACGAUGACGGAGGGCUCUGCGAACAAGCCGUUUACAGGGGACGCUUGUCACCGGAGCUCGAAUGGCAAGAAUGCGACCAAAAAUGGCUUCGUCAAGAGCCACUGCCUGCUUGAACAGCCGCAGAAGUAUCGCCGCACCAAGGAGAAGAACCCAAAUGUUACACACAACUCCAACCUGUACAAAAGGCCCUUCGUGGAGUCAUUUGAGGAGACACCCCUCCUGGUGGCUGUGCUCACCUACAUGGGCUACGGUAUCCUCACAAUUUUUGGCUACCUCCGAGACUUUCUCCGUCACUGGAACAUCGAGAAAUGCCAUGUGGCCCGGGACAGAGAGCAGCAGAAGGAUUUUGUCCCACUCUAUCAGGACUUUGAGAACUUUUACACCCGGAAUUUAUACAUGAGGAUCCGUGAUAACUGGAACCGACCUGUCUGUGGUGUCCCUGGAGCCAAGAUGGACCUGGCGGAGAGAGUUUCCUAUGAUUACAAUUGGACAUUUAAACACACAGGCAAGGUGGUGAAAGAUGUCAUCAACAUGGGCUCGUACAACUACCUUGGCUUUGCUGAAAACGUCGGGGCGUGUGCCGAUGCCGCUGUGGAUGUCACGAAGAAGUACGGAUCUGGUGUGGGCAGUACUCGCUGUGAGAUAGGGAACCUGGACAUCCACGAGGAGCUGGAACAAUUGAUUGCGAGGUUUCUUGGUGUGGAGUCUUCCAUGGCUUUUGGAAUGGGGUUUGCAACCAACUCCAUGAACAUCCCUGCUCUCACCGGGAAGGGGUGUCUUAUCCUGAGUGAUGAGCUGAAUCACGCAUCUCUGGUUCUGGGUGCUCGUCUGUCUGGCUCCACAAUUCGUGUCUUCAAACACAACAACAUGCAAAGUCUGGAGAAGCUUCUGAGAGAUGCCAUCGUUCACGGUCAGCCCAGAACCCACAGACCCUGGAAGAAAAUCCUCAUUGUGGUCGAAGGAAUAUACAGUAUGGAGGGCUCCAUCGUGCGUCUUCCUGAGGUCAUUGCUUUGAAGAAACGCUACAAGGCCUACCUGUACCUGGACGAGGCUCACAGCAUCGGAGCCUUAGGGCCACAUGGGGGAGGUGUCGUCGACUACUUUGGCCUGGACCCUAAUGAUGUGGACAUCAUGAUGGGGACAUUUACAAAGAGCUUUGGUGCUGCUGGAGGGUACAUCGGAGGUAAAAAGGAGCUGAUAGACUACCUGCGGUCGCAUUCUCACAGUGCCCUCUACGCUACCUCCAUGUCUCCUCCUGUGGCACAGCAGAUCAUCACUUCAAUGAAGAUCAUCAUGGGAGAGGAUGGCUCCACACUAGGUGCCGAUCGCCUUAGACAGCUUUCACAGAACACCACAUACUUCCGUAAGAAACUCUGGGACAUGGGCUUCAUCAUCUAUGGCAACGAUGACUCACCUGUUGUACCACUGAUGCUCUACAUGCCUGCAAAAAUAGGUGCUUUCGGCCGGGAGAUGCUGAAGAGAAACAUCGGCACGGUGGUGGUGGGCUUCCCAGCGACGCCCAUCAUCGAGUCACGAGCUCGGUUCUGUGUUUCAGCUGCUCACACCAGAGAGAUGCUUGAUAUAGCGUUGGAAGCCAUCAGUGAAGUAGGCGACGUGCUGCAGCUCAAGUACUCCAGACGUGAAAGGCCGCUUCCUGCUCUGGGUUGGAUGUCUGAGGAGAGCCUUCUACAGGACUGAACCAUGUCAGCCCUCGUACUUUACUUAUUCUUGUCUCUUUGUUUUUUUUGUUUUUUUUGUUUUUUGUUUUUUUGUUGUUGCUUGAAUCGGUUUUCUCCCCGCUGUGUUAUUUCACAUGGACAGAACCAAAGUCUUCUACAACUGGGUGAACGCUGGCAGCACCAAUGUGCUUCUCCAGCUCCUUCACCCCUGACAGACAAGGACCAAACCCCUGUACUCCCCCCCCACAUCUGUGUCCAUUGUUACAAACAUUGUCCUUACAUACUGUGAUGGUAUGGCUCUAACGUUAAGUCUUAUUUCUGUGCGCACAUUGUAUGUGUAUCCUAUCGUGCAAUAAUCACAACGACGCAGUGUAUUUUUUAAAAACAACAGAGAGCCAAGUCGGUUGACUGUGGCCAAAGAGAUUCUAUUUAUGCAUUGAAAAAAAAAAACAAUAAAUAUGACAAUAGCCAUGUCUGUGAUGCACACAAAAAGGAGAAUUAAAUAUACCUGUAAAUAUAAUUUAUCCCAAAGUGGUUAAAAAUGCCUUUGGGUGGAGAUCCCAGACUUUAAAGAAAGAUGAAGAUUAUUCCAGAGGAGCAACAUAAGUGUGUGUUCUCCUAACGUAUUGAUCCCACAGCUUUUGCCUAAUCACUUCUACUUGAAAAGAAAGUAUAGCAUAUCGGGUCUUUCCCUCACCAAAGGAUAUUUAUGUAUAAAUAUAUUUUGUACCUUUUUCUCUUAACAUGCGAGGCCGAUGUUCCAAAAGAAGAAGAAGAAAAAAAGAAAAAAGAAUCCCCCCUCCAUUCCGAAGGGCAGGAUUAAGGAAUAUUUUUACGACUUAUUUUCUAGAAAUCGUUUAGCCUUAUUUAACUGUUUACACCUGCAUUCAAAAACUUGAGCCCAGAGUCUUUAACAUUUCUAUAAGCUACAAGCUAAGUGUGCGUGUUAGUGUUUUGAUUUUUUCCCCCCUCCCUCUGUUCAAUCAUUGUCACAGAAGUGCUUUCACGUGUUACAGCGUCAACACCCACCAUUGAGCAUGAUGACACGCUGUAAAUAUGAUCUGUAUGUAUGAAGACGCCGUGUCCACAUUUAACUGAUGUACAGAGAGCUUUUUAUUUAUUCGCCUUCGUCAAUGACAUGAAACCGUUUUCCCGAAAGGGCAGCUUCCGAUGCGAACCCGGGGCGAGGUGUGCGUUUUGUCUUAACUAUGCUAACUUCAGUGCAGCACUACUGACAGGCAUUGCAAAUGCACAGAUGACGUAGCCACUGAAUAUCGUCGGGGUUUGAUUCACGUGUCGUUUCCUCAUGACUUAUUGUCCACACUAUGUGUUUUUUUUAAUGACAUUCCCUACAUGACUUGUUGUGUGUUUUGUUUGUCUGUUAUGUGCGGUCAACUCCUCAAAAUGGGCCCACACACUACUGUCAAAGUCCCAAUUGAUGUGUUUGUGCUCUUAUAUGAAUCAGAGAAGACGUCAGUGUAGCCGGCCUCAGAGCUGGAUCUGACUGUUCCUGUGUGAGUUCAUUUUCAGCAUCAGAUCACUGAGGUUUUCACCGUGGCUGACUUUACAUCGUUUAGUCACAUUUUCUUGUGUUGAUUCAUUCCAAUGUUUUUUUUUUCCCCACCUCAAAAAGUGUCUUCACAACAACUGGCUGAUACAUUUGCUCAAAGUAAAUGUGAUAUGAAUGGUUGUGGUCCGAAAACACAACCCACAGCGAUGUCUUCUGAUGAGAAAAAAUGGUUCUCGUCUGAAGUCUCCUUUAGCCGUCCAGUAUGUGAAAAAAGCCUCCCUUCUUUGUGUCGAUAGAGGCAAAAAAAAAAAAAAAGUAAUUGCAAACAGCAACAUGACUGUUUCAUUCAGCCAGGUUCCCCCACUGAAACUGAGGAAUUCAGUGCAGAGAAGAAUUUUCCAGACUGCCUACCACCACACCUGCAAACUGACCUGCAGUCACUACUGGAAACAGUCAGUUAUCAGUUGCUUUUGUCCCUGAAGUUGUAUCUGAGUCGAAGAUAAACCACUUACAGGAGUUUGUAAAGCCAUGAUGUUUGUUCACUGUGCUAGUGGACGCCACUGCAAAGAUUAAAUCACUUUCAUAUCAA
Cynoglossus semilaevis (tongue sole) is the source of this 3902-nucleotide messenger RNA. It is a transcript of the gene sptlc2b, whose product is annotated as serine palmitoyltransferase, long chain base subunit 2b. The transcript is spliced from 13 exons. Lineage: Eukaryota; Metazoa; Chordata; Actinopteri; Pleuronectiformes; Cynoglossidae. The record is from RefSeq and is a predicted model, not a curated record. The coding region runs from base 128 to 1822 and encodes 564 amino acids. Gene Ontology annotation, cellular component: serine palmitoyltransferase complex. Gene Ontology annotation, biological process: ceramide biosynthetic process; sphingosine biosynthetic process. Gene Ontology annotation, molecular function: pyridoxal phosphate binding; serine C-palmitoyltransferase activity.